Messenger RNA from Falco peregrinus (peregrine falcon), 13743 nucleotides. It is a transcript of the gene MAP3K9, whose product is annotated as mitogen-activated protein kinase kinase kinase 9. Lineage: Eukaryota; Metazoa; Chordata; Aves; Falconiformes; Falconidae. The record is from RefSeq and is a predicted model, not a curated record. Gene Ontology annotation, biological process: protein phosphorylation. Gene Ontology annotation, molecular function: ATP binding; JUN kinase kinase kinase activity; protein binding.
GCUGCCAGAGAGUCAGGUGGCUCCGGGAUGCGCGGCCGCGGCGGCAGGCGGAGGCGGGCGAGGAGGAGGAGGAGGUGGGGGAUGCGGCGGCGGCUCGGCGGCACGCGCUGCCUGCCCUCGCCUCUUCCCGCGCUGGGCUGAGGCGGCCCUGCGCCAGGGCCCCCCCCCCCCCCCCCAGCGGCGGCACCUGCUGCCGGCGGGCGCCGGGCCGCAUGAACAAUAGGCGGCGGUACCGGCCCCGCCGCCCCCCGCAGCGCCCGGCAGCCGCGGGCGCCUCCCCCUAUGGAGCAGCCUCGCCAUGGAGCCCCUCACAGAGCUCAGCCAGGAGGGCGCGGGCGGCGGGGAGCCGCCGGGCGGCGGGCCGCUCUGGACCGCCGUCUUCGAGUACGAGGCGUGCGGCGAGGACGAGCUGAGCCUGCGGCCGGGGGACGUCGUGCAGGUGCUGUCCCGGGACUCGCACGUGUCCGGCGACGAGGGCUGGUGGACGGGCAAGAUCGACCAGCGCGUCGGCAUCUUCCCCAGCAACUACGUGAGCAGCGGCGUGCAGGGGGCCGGCCCGGAGCUACGGGCCCGCUACCCGCCGCCCCCCGCCAUACAGCUCCUGGAGAUCGACUUCUCAGAGCUUGUUCUGGAGGAAAUCAUUGGCAUAGGGGGCUUCGGAAAAGUGUAUCGAGCUGUAUGGAUAGGAGAUGAGGUUGCUGUCAAGGCAGCUCGCUAUGACCCUGAUGAGGACAUCAGCCAGACCAUUGAGAAUGUCCGCCAAGAGGCCAAGCUCUUUGCGAUGUUAAAGCAUCCCAACAUCAUUGCCCUCAGGGGUGUGUGUUUGAAGGAGCCUAAUCUUUGUUUGAUCAUGGAGUUUGCCCGUGGAGGAUCGCUAAAUAGAGUGUUGUCUGGUAAAAGGAUACCUCCUGACAUACUAGUGAACUGGGCAGUACAGAUUGCGAGGGGAAUGAACUACCUGCACGAGGAAGCAAUUGUACCCAUAAUUCACCGUGACCUGAAAUCCAGCAACAUACUGAUACUCGAAAAGGUGGAAAAUGGAGAUCUGAGCAACAAGAUAUUGAAGAUCACGGAUUUCGGCUUGGCCAGGGAAUGGCAUAAAACUACCAAAAUGAGCGCAGCUGGGACAUAUGCCUGGAUGGCUCCUGAGGUCAUCCGCUCUUCCAUGUUCUCCAAAGGCAGCGAUGUGUGGAGCUAUGGUGUGCUGCUUUGGGAACUGCUAACAGGAGAAGUACCAUUCCGAGGAAUUGAUGGUCUUGCAGUAGCAUACGGUGUUGCCAUGAAUAAACUUGCCCUUCCAAUCCCUUCCACGUGUCCAGAGCCUUUUGCCAAACUCAUGGAAGAUUGUUGGAACCCUGACCCACACUCACGACCUUCCUUUGCCAGUAUCCUAGGCCAUCUCACUGCCAUAGAAGAGUCUGGUUUCUUUGAAAUGCCCAAAGAUUCCUUCCACUCCCUGCAGGAAGACUGGAAACAAGAGAUCCAAGAGAUGUUUGAUCAGCUCAGAGCCAAAGAAAAGGAGCUGCGCACAUGGGAAGAAGAGCUGACUCGUGCUGCUGUUGAACAGAAGAACCACGAGGAGUUGCUGCGAAGGCGGGAACAGGAGCUGGCAGAACGUGAGAUAGACAUCUUGGAAAGGGAACUCAACAUCAUCAUCCACCAGCUGUGUCAGGAGAAGCCUCGGGUGAAGAAACGCAUGGGGAAGUUUAAGAGGAGUAGGCUCAAGUUAAAAGAUGGCAAUCAUAUCAGCCUGCCUUCAGAUUUCCAGCAUAAAUUCACUGUGCAGGCUUCUCCAACAAUGGAUAAAAGGAAGAGUUUGAUCAGUAGCUGCUCCAGCCCUCCUGCAAGUCCUACGAUUAUUCCCAGGCUCAGGGCCAUACAGUUGACUCCUGCUGAAAGCAGUAAAACAUGGGGACGAAGCUCAGUCCUUCCAAAGGAGGAAGGAGAGGAAGAAGAGAAGAGGGGUCAGAAGAAAAAGGGGCGCACUUGGGGACCGAGCUCACUUUGUCACAAGGAGCUAGGUGCAGGAGAAGAUGGUCUGAAAGCUCUGGUAGAAGGAUACAAACAGUGGUCGUCCAGUGCACCAAACCUUGGGAAGAUCCAGAGAACUGCACCUGCUUUUCCAGGAUUCACCAGCUUAGCAGAGAUGGAUGAUGAAGACAGUGAAUGUCUUAAUGGGGAGGGCAAAGUGCACCCUUCACCUGGGCACAAUCAGUCGUACCUCUGCAUCCCCUUUCAGAAGAAUGAUGACUGGGAUGGUCCUUCUAGUGAUGCCAAUGAGGAGUCCACCCCUGUGAACUCUGCUACUAGUACCCCACAGCUGACACCCACCAACAGCCUCAAACGUAGUGGCUCCCACCACAAACGAUGUGAGGUUGCAUUGCUUGGCUGUGGAGCUGUGCUAGCUGCUGCAGGCCUGGGGUUUGACCUGUUAGAAGCUGGGAAGUGUCAGCUGCUGAUUGAGGAGGAGCCAGAGGCACCCAAGGAAGAGAAGAAGAAGCGUGACAGCAUUUUCCAGCGAGCUGGACGCCCACGCAGGAGCACUAGUCCACCUUCACGAAAGAUCUUCAAGAAGGAGGAUCCCAUGUUGUUGCUAGGCGAACCAUCCACAUCCCUCACCCUUCUUUCCCUGUCUUCCAUUUCCGAAUGUAAUUCCACCCGGUCCCUGCUGCGCUCAGACAGUGAUGAGAUUGUGGUGUAUGAAAUGCCUGUCAGCCCAGUGACAGUCAAGGCUCCCUUGCCAGCCAUUACCAACCCACUAGUCAAUGUCCAGAUUGAGAGGUUCAAACAAGACCCCAACCAGUCCCUGACUCCCACACAUGUGACGGUCUCUUCCCACACCCAGCAAAGCGGGCACAGGCGCACACCUUCUGAUGGGGCCAUCAAAGGGAGUGGACUAGUUGUCAAUGGGUGCCCAACCAGUGGAUGCCCUUCCAGUGGCUGUUUAACUGGAGCACUGGGAGCAGGUGUAUUAAAAACACCUAGUCCAAGUAGAGAUCCCAAUGAGGUCCCUCGCCUGCCAGACCCCAACCUUGUUUUUCCUCCAGCUCCGAGACGAUGGAAUGCACAGCAGGACCCCACACUGGAAAGACCCAAAACAUUGGAGUUCCUGCCCCGGCCACGUCCUGCAGCCAGCCGGCAGCGGCUUGAUCCCUGGUGGUUUGUGUCACCCAGCAAUGCCAAGGGUGAAUCUUCUGCCAACAGUUCAAGUACUGAUACUCCAAGCAAUCUGGACUCUUGUUUUGCUAGUAGCAGCAGCACUGUAGAAGAGAGACCUGGACUGCCUGCACUGCUUCCUUUCCAGGUGGGUCUUCCUGUAGAGGAGCGGACACUGUUGGACAUAGAUGCUGAGGGGCAGAGCCAGGACAGCACCAUUCCGCUAUGCAGAAGUGAACUUAACACACACAAAGCUGCAGCAUAUGAACUCAAGCAAGAAUUCUGGUCUUAGUAUGAAAUCCACUGGGGACAGCAAGCCCCUCUAAAUUCAAUCCUACUUUUUGCACUGAGAAUGCACUUUGAAGACAGAUGAGAUGGAGGGAUGCUACAGAGAUCAUAUGGUGCUGCCUCUGCUGAAGAUGUGGUGUUCAACUGCCUGAUUUUUAUCUGCAGUUGAAUGAAACUUGACAACUCUGAGCUGCUGACUUUUGCUGUGGGGUUUUUUUUCUGUAGUCUUCCCUGCCCUCUUACUGCAGUUUGAAUCUGCAAUGAGCUAAAAUUAUCAUAUCAAAGUCUUUGUAACUGACCUUGUAGGAUUUGGCACUUGCAGUAAGUAUGAUAUCUAUCCUGGUAUUAAUCAGUAUUUUCAGAACUCAAAUAUUACACUACAGCAGACACCAGUGUUUGAUGUUUUCCCAAGGGAUCCAGGACAGAAACAAGUAAAUAUCUGGAAACUACCUUCUCUGAAAUGUAUUCAGAUCAUUAGAUAGACCUGGGAAUCACGGUGCCCCCCCCACUGAAGGAGCAGAAGUAGAUAUGUUAGAAUCAGUUGUCCUCUUUUGCUCAUGUGAUAGUGCAAGGUGGAACGGAUUGCAGAGGAAGGGCAUGGCAUCUCCACUGAUGGAGGUCCUUGAGAACAGACUAACUAGACUGUUGGGAACAAGUAGGUGUAGUUGAUCCUGGCUUCAAGGCAGGUUGGAUGGACUUCAGUGAUCUCGAGGUCCCUCUUGGCCCUGUUUUUCUAUGACCCUGUGCUUUCAAAAAGAUGAAGACAUAUGAUAUGGCUGUUUACUCUAGCUUGUUUUUUUGUUUCAAACUUUGGUUCCAUUGGUUUCCUUUUCCUGCCCCCUGUAUCUCAGACUCAUAGUCAAGCUGCCUUAGCUUUGGGAAGGGGAUUAGCAGGAAGUCUUUCUUUAAAGUUGGGUUGACUUGCAGAAGUAAGUUAUGUGUACCUCUUUUUUUUUUUUUUUUUUUUUUUUCUUUUCCUUCCUGUUUUUUUCUCCUUUCUUUUGCUUUUUAGGAGUGGCUCUUGAAACUCAAGACUGUUUUUAUGCACACUGAUGCUUGUUUAAGGCUCUUUUUGAAAUAGAGGCUUGUGAGUAGUUGGAUUGUGCAAACUGGAAUCGGAACAUCUGGAUUCUGUUUUAUUUUGUCACUGACUCACUGUGUGACCUUCGGCAAAUAAUGUAACCUCUGUGCCUGAAUUUCCCCAUCUGUAAAUAAUAGGAAUAAUACCUACCUCACAGCGGGAGGGAUUGGGACAUGAAAUAGGUAUAGAGUGAGUGAAAGGCACUAUAGACUUGUAAAACUUUAUUCUUGUUCAAAUAUGUAAAAACUCCUAACUCUGGAGCUAGAACAGACCCCUGUCUUGAAGGAGGAAGUCACACAAAUAGGGUGUGCCUGUGCUCACAGUUUUCUGUACAGAGGCUACAAGUGUGUCUGUGCCUCUACAGAUAUACCUUACUGGCUUUAAUGAGAUCUUCACUCUUCCCCGGUUUUGGCAUUACAAAUAAGGGAUGCGGUCUUUAUAUGAGUGUAGCAGGGUAGUCUGCUUUAUUGCAGGGUUCAGCGUAUCUGCUUGCUCAUUUUGUUAAUCUGCUGACCAUUUGGGUACAGAUAACUGAUUUGACUGCUGCCAAUACAGUGCUCAACCUGUGUUAGGGCGGUCCAGUCCUGUUGUGAGGGCAGUGUAGCUGAAUACUUUCUUGCAGCUGUCAGCGCAGAGAACCUGUGUGUUUAGGUGUUUGUAACCUGAUGUUAAAAACCAGCAUGUGUGGGGAAGUACUGUACUUAAAGAUUUUUAAUUCUGUUUGAGGGCUAAAACCAGCAUGUUGCCAUUAGUCAAGUGCACCCAUUUUUUCAAGCAGUUACAGUAUGUUUUUGUGUAGAAAGGUCACACAUUUCUUUUUAUCACAUUCCAUGAAACAUAUUUAAAUGGCAGAACUACUUUUUGCUGCCUUCCCCUUGAGUACUCCAGAGCUAUCCUUAAUGGUGCUACACUAUCUGCUGAACCUGGAUGGACUAUUGACUUUGUAGGCAAGGUAUUCUGAUGUAGGGCUAAGAUACUUUAAAAAGAAAACUUAUAUUUCUGACACUUCCGUUAAAUGUAGACCUUUAGCAUUAUUGAUAUCUUAAGUGUUCAUCUCUUUGCUUUCCAUUUCUGAAAACUUAUCUUGUGAUCCAGAGACUUAAAAAAAAAGCAAAACCCACCCAACAAAUGGUUAAUUUUGAUUGUGCUGUAGAAACAAGCUCAAGGAAAGCCCAAUCAGAGGUUGUGUCAUAGGGACUUAAAAGCAGGAGAUUAAAACUAUAGUUUUUCGUAGCCUCCCUUAACAUUUAAAAAAGUCUCAUACGAAACUGCAUCAGCUGUUCUGAAAUGUAAUGUUUUCUAUCUAAAAAGUAUCCUUACAAACGUCAUAAGUAGCAUCAUCUACACUGCAAAGAUGUCACCUGGAAUAGCUCCAUUCAAACAGAAAUCUCUUAAAUCCAUUUACUUGCAUGGAAUGCGAGGUUACCUUUCUAGGUCACACUGUUUUAACUUCAUCCACUAAACUUCGAUAGCUGGCCGGCUGCUUUCACCAAUUGAACCGUAAGGUUCCUGUCAAGUUCCCAGCAGGCAAGGCAGCUGUAGAGGCAAGUUGUUCUGUCACCUCUUUUACUUAGGAAAGUUGAGGAUGAAGUCUCAAAACCCCUUCCUCCUUCCCUUUUUAGAUAACCGUUUGGUGAAAGUGGUGUGUAGCUGACCUGUUAGAAGUAUUUUGCUCUGAAGAGCAUCUUCCCUAACACCAAAUGGAUGUUGCUGCAUUAAAGGAACUAGGCAGGACAGAUAACAAGGAUUCAAGGACCCAGAUCAGGGUUUCCAAUGUAGAUGUUCUCUAUUACAAAGCUGCUAGAAAGACUAGGUAAAAGUAUGAUGUUUGGGGUGUGUUUGUGGUUUUUUUGUUUUUUUGUUUGUUUUUUUUUAAAAAAACAUUACUUGGAUGCAAUUAUCUUCAUUGAAUCUAGCAUUUGAAAGAAAAUGAGGUAGCCUUUGAACAUCAGCCUGUAACUGUCUUCUAGGUAGGAGCCCUGUGGCUAACCUGAGGUAUCAGGCAAGAGUUUGUUGUAGAAACAAAGCUAUUUGCUUUAGCAGGUGGUGGGGUAUUCUCUGACAGGUGGAGGGGGCUCUCAAGGCAAAGGGUUGUCAGGUGUUCUACUUUCUGCAUCCCAGAAGCUGUUGCAGCUGGUGUCCUGAGGCCCAGAGGCUGUGUGCACGUUUAAGCUAGCUCAUAACUCUCCCUGUAUCCAUCUAUCCCAUCCUGGCUUGAUUUCUCUACUUCCUUAAUCUGUUGAGUUUUUUUCCUUCCCAGUUUUGGGAGCUUAGGUCCUCCAAAUCUCCAAAGGAGUGCUUGACUGUAGUCCGCUAGAUACUGAGAAGAUAGAAGCCUGUCAGCUCACAAAUCUUUUGUUCUACUAGUUACUAGUAUUUCCAUUUGUCAGGGAGACAAAAGUUUCAGAAUAUUGUUGAUUGACAUAACUUUCUAGCAGUGUUUUUGAAGAAGAUGGUGAAAAUCUUGCUAUAAAAAAAUUGUAAUAAAUGUAUUAUUUCCUAAAUAUCUGAAUAAGUUACACUUUUCUUUUUCUCUGAGAAAAAGAAGAAACAGGUAACAGGAGAGCACAGAAUUACUGAGCAGUCUAAAACAUAAUGACAGAAGAAUGGGAUAAACUCUGUUAAAGUAAUUACAGGGCUCACAAAGAGGAAAUGAAAAAUUUUUAAUGGAUAGUUAUAGUAGUAAUAUUGCAGAGAUAAGUUUUUCUGGUCUGGAAAUACAUAUGUAUUUCCUUUUAGUCAGCUGGCAAUGUGUGUCACUAAUUUAUGUAACUCAUGUACUGAUUUAGGAAACGGAAACAAGUUUGCCAGCCCUUCAAAAUAUGCUAUCCUUGGAGCCUGUUUGUUUUUCCUGUAAAACUGGGGGGAAAGCAUAGAUGUAGCAACCAGUGCAAAAAAUGACAAUUCUUUUUAAUAAAUUUUGGCUGGUUUCACAGAAAUUGAGUGUGGGACAAGUAAAGAAAGCUUUUGUGUCAAAACUAAGUUGAUAAGUUGCAGAUUAUUUUUAUUUUCCUAAUACUGUUGCUUCCUAUGGACUGCGCAAUGCUCUGUUUUGCCAGCAAGUAGGUCUUACCUCUUUCCAAUCCUUUCCAAAGGUACAAAUUAAGGUUUUGUAGGGUUUUUUCUCCUUUAAAUUAUUUUUGCAGUGGGUUGAUGUUCAGUAUAGGGCAGGGAACCUCAGUGAAAAUAUUCUUUUUGUAAUGGUUUUCUAACAGAAUGAGUAUUUACAAAGUGAAUUUUUCAUCAUUGAUGUGGAAAAACCUGGGCUGGUUUGGCAUGCUUUUAUGUUGAACUAUUUUUCUGUACCUCUAGGAAUGGGAGUAGUUGCCUUCCUCUUCAUAGCAUGCUGUUACUUUACGACUUUAUGGACAGUACUGCAUAAAGAUGUUGCUUCUGUUUGUCAUGAAACUGGCUACCUCUCAUUUGGCUGGAGGUGAGGCAGUAAUGGGCAAGUAAAGAAAGGUCUUUGCCAUCAGGAGUGUCCUGUCAAACAGAAAAUAACAGGAAGCCUCCCAUCCUGAGUCACUUUUCUAUCUUGAGCUUAACUUUUAUUUGAAACUUAAUUCAUCUCUGUGGGAUGGUAUGGGAGCUGGGGUCCCAUUAGAUGUAUGGAACCAAACCUAACACUGUAUCCCAAAAUGCAAUGAUAGCCUGUUACUUUUGUAAGAAAUUUUAAGCUAAUAUUAAUGUGUGUGUUUCUUCUGGGUUUUUUGAAACCUUUCUUCUUGGAAAAAGCGCUUAUUGCUUUCUAACCUUUUCCAUGCAUUUUGGAAAUACUCUCAUAAACUCUUACCAACUCUGGCAAAUAAGGAGGCUUGUCUUGCACAGUGAUACGGCUCCUCCUUUUGGCUUCACUUUUUUUAGUAUGAAACAAGGAUGCCUGUGUUUGCAAAUGAAGAUUUCUGAUCCUUUUCCUGUUGCUGCAGAACAGUUUCAUAGCUUCCAUAUGUAUAACUCACUUAAGGCUAUAAUUUGGGUAAAACUGGACAUCAAGAGCGAGAGGAUAGGCAUGUGUUAAAACAUACUUGCAAACAAAUAAAUAUAACAUGUAUGUACAAAGAGAACCAAAACAUACUCAUGCUGUCACAGAGAAUACCAUUCAGACUUCAUAAACCUUUCGUUGAUCAUAUAAUUAAGAUAUUUUUAGGAAAGAAUGCCUUCCUAUGUUUUUCUGUGAAGUUUCCUAUUUUAAGACUAAAAUAUGGUGGUUUGCACAGCCAGUGGUAUUGUAUCUAGCUGGACAGAAAGGAUCUUUUAACCAAAUAUCUGUCUUUUUUCUCUUUUUCCAGUCCAGUUUGUGGUUUAGAUUUUUUUUGUGUGAUUAACAAACAGGAGUCUCAAGAAGAACUUAUGUUUAUUGUUUCCUCAGCCCUACUUACACAGUUUUGUGAGAUAGUAUGGAAAUGCAUUUAUGACUUAUUCUCCUGCUCCUUCUAUUGAACACACUAGUAGAAAAUCAGAUGCUGCAGUUUAAAUGUGCAUUUGCUUUUGUUUUUUCUCAUGCUCAGCUUUUUUAGGCAGCUUUGCCAUUGGUCAGAGAUGAAUAGAGUUUCUGAAAUUACCUACAUCAGCUUUAUUUUUGUGUGUUAAAAACAGUAAUUCCCAGGCUAAGAGGUACGUGUGCUUGACUGAAAGGUAAUUUGCCACUGGUGACAGGGUGGUGAAUCUGAUGUAGCUACCAGAAUUAUUUCUCUCUAGGAAGAAUCUCAAGUCUUUUUGCAGCUGGAAAGUCUUAAGCAUUUCAUCAGUGUUUGUAUACAAGAAAUGCAUUUCAUCUCCUUCUGUACAUGAGUGAAAAAAAAUAAUCUUUUCUUUCUUUGAUUCUAAAUGACCAGGAACAUAAUUUUCCGACUGAGAAUGGCUUCUUGGAGUUUUUGGGAUUUUGUUGAUUUUGUUUUUCUAAGCCUGUAAAAUAUAUAUAUAUAUUUGUUAGAUGCAUCAUGUAUUCCUAGGUGCCUUCCAUCUCACAUGCCUCCUUGCUAGGGCCUGAGGUUGUUUUUUGGAGGGAACUCCUGGUUGUAGCUUUCAGUACUGUAGUGUUCUUCACACAUCAGGCCAGAUACCAGCACAGUAAACAUUUUGCAUCCUCCCAUUUACCGAUGCGUGUACACCCCUGAGGAAAGAAGUGCGCUAUCACUGGCUCUCCUUAUCUCUCUGCCUCUAUCCCAUCUUUAUCAUUUAUUAAUUCUUGUUAACGAUAGUACUUGGGGGCAUAAGACAGAAACCAAUACAUGUUUUAGGUGUGCUUUGACUUAAAAUGUUUCCAGGCUAAAAGCAUAACACACAGCUGGGAGAAGUGCAAGCAGAGUUUGACAGGCAAUAGCGAAUAAAAAAGUGAAAUUAUCCUUCUUAAUGUAAUAAGCAGUCAGAGGACAGAGGGAUACUAGCUGCAUGGUAAUCUCUUGGCAUCACAGGUAAGUUAGGUCCUAAAGAAAAAAAUGAGGAAUGUGUAAUUACUUAAUUUCUGGUUGGAUUGGUUUUAUUUUACCCUGAGCUACCUCAUUCGUAGAGAUGGAAUGGGAAGAAAGCAUGACUUUGGUAAGAAUUACUCUAGGUAGGCAGUUGAGGCUGGAAUGAUGGGAAGACAGAGGCAAACACUUAUAUUUGGCUCUUUGACAUACAGAUUCCUGAUGGAAAAAUAAAACCAGCAAUUCUGUUUUAUAAGUUAAGAUUAUACUUGCUUUUAAUAUGUAUGUUUCCAAAAUAAAUAAGAAAUGACAAGGCAGGGCAUUAUUUUUGAUGGUUUCUGACCUGUGGAAGAGCUGAUUGUCCACAGACCAAAAGGUGGUGAUUUUGUAUUGGUCACUACUGCUUUUAGAAGUGAAGGUCUGUUUUUUGAAAACAGAUGAUUUUUUUUUUUAAAUAAUCUCAUGUGCUCUUAAAGUGGACCUACACACAAUCCCAAUUGUUUCCUUGUAUUUGCAGUAUUGUUUUCCUAACGUAUCAGAUCCUAAUACAGUCUAUACUGUAUCUGGAUGCUAAUAAUGUGCAGGCAGCCCAAUGUAGCUCAUGUUAAGAAACCGUGACAUAUUUUUAGUGUAUAGUGUUGUGGAUUUAUAAGCUCAGCUUGAAGUAGGCUACUGUUAGGUCUGUAGCUGGUGGGUCAGAUGGAUGCAAAGCUAGAAAAAGGGGGCUUAGAACAAAUCUCAGGAGGAAUGCCAAAGUUUUAUUUGCUUAAAACAAAUUAUUUGAAAAAUAAUCGGGGUGGGGACGGGCAAGGCCCUUCCUUAUUCAGAAAUACUUUCCUAUGAUCUUGUCCAUGCUCAAAUUUUAGCUUCCAGGGCAGCUAGCAAGAUCCUACAUGGCGUUUAAAAGUUGUUGGCUGAACCCCCAAAAUAAGACCAGAAUAAUGCAUUUCAUAUAUGCUGUUUCAAAGCCAUUGAUACAGUCUCCCUGUUCUUGAUUGUUCCAGUUUAGCAUUUCUCAAGAACAGAUGCUGAGGUUGGGUAAAGUUAACCUCCUUGUCUUGAAGAGACAUAUAUGGGUCUGAGAAAGAAGAAACAUUUUUUUUAGCUGUGUCCUGAUGCUUUUGUGUCUUGCUGUCUGAACAGUGGAGGUUAUAAUGGAGCAGGAAGGCAUGCUGGUGUUUUUCCAAGCUUCGCUGAUAAGAAUGCUGCUAACAGCAGAUUUCAGUAUCUAAAUUAACAAGUUCUUUGGGAGCCGUUGUACUUGUUUCUCUGCAUUGAGUUUCAGAACAAACCUGGCCUCUGAUUACUGUUUGGCAUAGCUCAGUUGCACCCUGAGCUGCUUGAGGUUAACUAUAUCUGAAGGAGAACUGAGCUUCUUCCUUGGGUUUUUCUGGAAUUUGUGAACGUGACCACUUCUCAACUUGGGUUACUUGGAUGUGGCCACUUCUCAACUUGGAUAAUGUGUUUUCUCCCCGUCUGUAUCACAAAAUGAGUUGUCACCCAGGACUGAUGGCCCAGAUACUCAUAGUAGGCUUGCUCUGUCUUGCAUGCUUCAGUGAACAGCUCUUACAACGUCGGCAAGGUUAGCGUUUGUAUCUGAACAGGGCCGCUGAUACCUCUGAGCUGACUUUUCACGCUGUAUCUCAAGCAGGCAUUAGUGUGUCAGUUCUACCAUUGCUCUGUUUUCAAGGUUACCGUGACAACCAUAACAUCCAGACAUCCUAGACUUUCAAGUGUAAAGCUGGCGGGGCGAGGAAGAAAACAUGAGUGUGUGCCAGUUGAACAGUUGAGUUUGGCCAGUGCUGUUUGCAGAGUGAAAUCUGUUCCUGUGCAACCCAGGUCUGUUUGGGGGAUGGCUAAAUUCAGUAGUAUGUAUCUAAAUCCCCUUAAAGUCAGUAGGCACCAGUGCCCGUGUUUGGUAGUUAUAAGAAACCACAUAAAGCCAAGACCACUUAGUAGUAAAAUUUCAUAUUUAGGGUAAUCUUUCUCAUUAGAAGGGAAGAGGCCUCAAUUCAAGAAAGCUCUUCGUCAUCCACUUAAACAUCACUGAAGUCAGUGGAAUGUAUCUAUCUGUGGGUCAAAAUGCACAAGACCCCAAAUCAGCAAAGGUCUAAACUGGGGGAUUGUGCUGCAGCGAUUGAUGGUGAAGGACCAGGCUCUGUACUUUGAUUGUCAGAGGAAAGAGUCAAUUUACCUGAGGAAAGGUAAAUUUAUCUGGGUGAACGCUGGUUUCAUUGCUGACUCCUGUGGCCUUUCCAUGACUGCACAUGCCAUGCCUAUUUGACUGCGAAUUCUUACCGUAAGCUGGGUAAGCUUUGAGAAUGUUUUCUAACACAGGAAGGAAGAGCAGCAACUUCUGCCUUAGCAGAUGGCUAGCUGUAAAGGGGCAGUAAGCGGUUCGUGGAGGUUGUAUGUGCAAAUGGCAGUUUAACCUGAGGCCUUUCUCAGGUGUUUUUUCUUAUUUUAAAAAUGCAUCCCUCCAGGCUGGUAGACAGACCUGACAAGUUCAGCAGUGAUCAACAUCCGCCACUGUUACUGGAGGUCUAGGGUUCUUGUUUUGUCAGCUGUUGGCACAGCACCUUCUGCUGGUAUGUAUGAUUUUUAUGUCAUGAAUUCAGGACAAGCUGGAAAUACCAGAUAUUUUGCCUGACUUAAGUUGAGAAGCUUAUAUGGAGUGGGCAGGGCAACAGUGGUGGGAAAAUCAGGGAAAAUACCUGUGCUUUUAACAAUGUCUCUUCUGUGGCUUUGAAAGUCUGAAAAUUUCUCAGCCAGAGAAUGUAUUUCCUCCUUUUUAUAAGCUACUUCUUUCUUUUGCCUUAUUAAUUGUGGAUCUGCUCCUGCUUCUAUUUAAAGCCAGAUGCAAAAAUCAGUGACCUGACUUUCCUAGGUACAAUGUUGUAAAUCUGAAGAACCAGGUGAGUAGAUUAGUGCAAGAUCAUGCCCCCAUGUCUGUUCUUUUAAGAUACGGGGUAGUUCCUGCUUGUGUUAAAAUCACUCUGUGGAGGGUGUUGGGUACUUCAUAAGGAACUCCAAACUCUGUAGGACUGGGAUUCAUCUUACAGCUUCAGUAUUUCAGUCUGGUUUUGGAGACCUCUGUGUGUCUUCUCUUCUGUUCAUGAUGUUCAAAAGUCUGUUGCUAUGGAAGUAGCACCUGAAGGUAUGUUUUGCCCGAAGAACCUGCAAUGAAGCAGUUACAUUACAUUAUUAAGUUACAUUAGCAAAUGGUAAUGUACCCCAGAGUUGAGUAACAUAACGGAGGCCACCAAGUUUUUCUUGUUUGUGUGAUGAAAUGUUGUCAAAUUAAGUGAUUUGUUGGAGCCUUCCUUUAACUUCUGUACAGCAGUAAGCUUAGAGGAAAGGAAGAUUGCAUUAUUUUUUAAAAGCUUUAUUUGUGACCCGGACUUGUUGCCUCUGACCCUCUUGGGCUUAAAUAGUUAAAUUAUAUUAAUGUCCAGUUUGUUUCACUGUAGGUAACACAUCAGCUGAAUACUCUUGUGCAUAAUCUACUGUAUCUUUCCUCUGUUCUGUGUCAAUGUAUUAUGUGUAUUUGGAUUACAGUUCUUUUUUGUAUUAAAUUAUUUUAUGUUAUAGAACAAUAUUUAAGCGAAGCAAAGAGCUAAUGAAAGUUGUUGGCGUUUUGGGAUUUCUUUUCUCUUUGCUCUUUUUUUGGAUGUACUGUAAAUUGUAAACCAAGGAUGCCAAGCAGGCUUGGUUCAAUGGCUAAAAUUAUUGUAUUACAGUGUAAUGCUGAUCUAGGCCUUGUCUCAACACUAGAGCACACAGACUUGAAUAAAACUGUUACAAAAGUGA